Conger conger (European conger) is the source of this 2528-nucleotide messenger RNA. RefSeq lists its product as uncharacterized. NCBI's taxonomy places the organism in Eukaryota, Metazoa, Chordata, Actinopteri, Anguilliformes, Congridae. The record is from RefSeq and is a predicted model, not a curated record. Gene Ontology annotation, biological process: lipoprotein metabolic process; lipid transport. Gene Ontology annotation, molecular function: lipid binding. Gene Ontology annotation, cellular component: membrane; extracellular region. Bases 18 to 2528 code for a protein of 836 amino acids. The transcript is spliced from 5 exons.
GCCAGCGCCGCUCCAGGAUGCAGCAGUUCCUGGUGGCUCUGGAGGAAGAAGCUGUGAAGCUGGACAGGAUGAAGAUGGGGGCCAGCAUCUCCAGUGUGGCGGGCAGCAGUGUGAGCCUCGUGGGAGGCAUUGCAUCCAUCGCGGGCCUGGCUCUGGCCCCUUUCACGGCGGGGGCAUCGCUGACCCUCAUGAUGGUCGGCGUUGGGCUGGGGGUCACCAGUGGCUUGAGCAGCUUAGCUACAGGUAUCACCGAAUUAUCGGUCAACACUCACCACAGGAAGAAGAUCAAUGAAAUCUUCCAGAGAUUCUCUGAAGAUGUGAAGACUAUGCAGAAGUGUCUGGAGCAAGUGGCCAGGUGCAUUAUACCCAACACGGUGCCAGAUGGGCUGGAUGUUGCGACACGUGUUGUGACUUUAGCCAAAACCACACAUUCCGUGUCUAAAGGGAUAGAUGGCUUAGUGGAUUGUGCUUCCGCCAAAAAGGUGCUCAGAGCCAAAGAGUUGGCCUCAAAGUCAAAUGCUGCCCGAAAGAUUCCCAACAUGGCGGACGAUCUCGGGCAGUUGGCUAAGGGCACUCCCCUCACCCUAAGCAAGUCUGCCAGGGCGGGGUUCAUUGCCCUCAACGCCUUCUUCAUUGGCGUGGACAUCUUCUUCAUCUACAAAGACAGCAUCAGCCUGGCCAAUGGGGACAAGAGCGAUGUGUCAAAGGUCAUCCGCAGGAGGGCCAGUCUGUGGAAGACCGAGCUGGAUGCAUGGGAGAAGAUCUAUCACUCUCUGUGCAUCGGGAGAUUGAGCUUCGAAAGGAGUGAGGAGGUCCUACGGAUGCCAUUUUACCAGGCACAAAAAAGGGAGGAACUGGAUCAGCUGGCCGCUGGCUACAUUUCAGACACCAUGAGCUAUAUUCACACGGUGCAGGAGUUCUGCAUCAUACACUCAAUGUGGCUCCUACAUAGAAAGUCUGAGCUGAAGAGGAUGCAAGACGUCAUCAUGGACAGAGCGAAGAAGAUCAACCCCACAGCUAACCACUGCCUAAAUUCAGAGGACAAGAUGAAGGCCUUCGGGGAGUAUAUGUGCAGCAAGGUGACUGAGGUAACUGCAGAGGGAAGGACCCAGGAGCUGGAGGAGGAGCUGGGAUGCCUGCUCGAAGACACCUUGAAGGGGCUUAAGAAGCUGACCCCGUUCCUGGAGGCUGUGGAGAUGCUGGCGGUCACGUCGCUCUCCGUCUUCGAGGAGGAGAAUCCGGUGUGCCAGCUCCCUGAGGGGGUGAGCGCUGAUGCCGUUCGUUCAGUCAUCGCCGCCGCCAGGCGAGCCUGUCCGCUUUUGAUCCAUUUCCAGAGAGACAACAGCGAAUUCUUUCAGACCAGCCUGGUGAACAUGGACCUGCUGGCUUUCCAGCUGGACAAAUACUUGAGGGUUUCCCAGAAGUUGUAUGAGAUGCUCCAGGAAAGUUCAGGAAGUAUACCAUUUCAUGGAAUUAAUUAUAGGGCAGAGAAUGCCUCUGAGAAUGACCCAUGCCCCAUUUUGACCAACGAAGCCAUUCAGAACAUGUUUGACCAUUUGACUGACCUGAGGCACAUCAGAGUAGACCUGCACUUCAGAAUGACCUACCUGUUCAGGGAAUCAGCCCAGCCAUUCACCGACCUGUUCAAGCAGCACUGCUCCGGGGUGCGGAAGUUCCUGAAGGCUCUGGAGAAAGAAGCAGUGCAGCUGGACAGGAUGAAGAUGGGGGCCAGCAUCUUCCGCAUUUUGGGCAGUGUUCUGGGCUUUGUGGGAGGCAUUUUGUCCGUUGUGUCUGUUGUGACCAUUGUGUUAUUGUUGAAUGUCGGCUCAUGGCUGGGGAUCGCCGGUGGCAUAAUCGGCAUAGUUACAUGUAUCACCGAAAUCUGUGUCAACAUUUGCCAUGGCAACAAGAUCAAAAAAACCUUUGAGGACUACUCUAAAGAUGUGGAGACUAUGCUGGAGUGUCUGGAGAAAGCAGCCGGUCCCAUUAUACGCAGCACGGUGCCAGAUGUGCUGGAUGUUGUAGCUACUGCUCUGAAGGCCGCCAAAACUACGUAUUCCCUGAUUAAAGCUAUAGAUGUCAUCGCGGAUGCUUCCACCCUCGGAACCGAAGGGGUGGCCUCGAGUACAGUCAAGGUGGUGACUCAGGAGGUCAAAGCUGCCCGAAACAUCACCAACAUGGCAGCCAAUCUCACCGAUAUCAGGCAGUUGGCUAAGGGCACUCCCUCCGCACUAAGCACAUGUGAACUUGUGUGGAUCAUCGGCAGCAAUGUCUGCUGCAUGGGGAUGGACCUCUAUUUAAUCUGCAAAGAAGGAAAGACCCUGGCAAAUUUGUGCAAGAGCGAUGUGGACAAAAAGGACACGAGCGAUGUGUCAAAGGUCAUCCGCGGGAGGGCCAGUCUGUGUAAGACCGAGCUGGAUGCAUGGAAGAAGAUCUCUGGCUCUCUGUCCACUGGGUUAUCGAGCUUCGGAACGAGUGAGGAGGUCCUACAGAGGCCAUUUUAUACCUCGCAUGAAGAAUCCUGUUAG